GUAGUCUUCUACCCUUAUUCAGUGCGACGUUUUAUUAAUGUUGUAAGAUGGCGACGGUGCAUCUGAGAAUCGGAGACCUAGUGUGGGGGAAGCUUGGUCGUUACCCACCAUGGCCAGGAAAGAUAGUAAGCCCUCCCAAGGAUCUGAAAAAGCCAAGGGGAAAAAAAUGCCAUUUUGUGAAAUUCUUUGGAACUGAAGACCAUGCCUGGAUCAAAGUUGAACAGCUGAAGCCUUACCAUGCCCACAAAGAGGAAAUGAUCAAGAUCAAUAAAGGAAAGCGUUUCCAGCAGGCAGUUGAUGCAGUUGAAGACUUUUUAAAAAAAGCAAAGGGGAAAGAACAGAACUCGGAUGGCAAAGGAGACUCAAAAGGAAAGAAAACACCAAACAAGCCACUGAAAAUACUUGAAGAAGAGGAUGAGGAUCUCAGCGCCCUGAAAGACCCAUCUGAGAAGGACUUAACUGACUCUGAUCCAGAGCCGUCUACUAUUGAGAGGCUUGGGGCUGGACCUUGCUCAGGAUUCAAAUGGGAAAGCAGUCCUGUGAAGGAUGACCCACAUUUCCAUCACUUCCUGCUUAGCCAGUCUGAGAAGCCAGCAUCAUCAAUGGAACCUAUUAGCAAGCGCCUGAAGAUCAUUGAAGAGGACACAGGGUCAACAUCUAUCCAAGCAGCAGACAGCACAGCAAUCAAUGGCAACAUCACACCAACAGACAAAAGGAUAGGGUUCCUGGGUCUGGGGCUGAUGGGUAGUGGUAUUGUUUCCAACCUUUUGAAAAUGGGUCAUGUCGUCACAGUGUGGAACCGCACAGCAGAAAAGUGUGACUUGUUCAUCCAAGAAGGUGCCAGGUUAGGUCGGACUCCUGCAGAAGUUGCUUCCAUGUGUGACAUCACUUUCUCUUGUGUCUCAGACCCAAAGGCUGCAAGGGAUUUGGUGAUGGGACCCAGUGGAGUGCUGCAGGGAAUCAGGCCUGGCAAAUGCUACAUAGAAAUGUCCACCGUAGACCCAGAGACCAUUACAGAACUUUCACAGGUGAUCACAUCACGAGGUGGUCGUUUCCUGGAGGCUCCAGUCGCAGGAAGCCAGCAACUCUCGAAUGAUGGGAUGCUGGUCAUCUUGGCAGCUGGUGACAGAACAGUCUAUGAGGACUGCAGCAGCUGCUUUCAGGCGAUGGGCAAGACCUCCUUUUUUCUGGGUGAAGCAGGAAAUGCAGCAAGAAUGAUGCUGAUCCUAAACAUGGUUCAGGGCAGCUUUAUGGCCACUAUUGCUGAGGGUCUAACUCUAGCCCAGGCCACUGGUCAAUCACAGCAGACAUUUCUUGACAUCUUAUGCCAGGGCCAGAUGGCAAGUACCUUUGUGGACCAGAAAUGCCAAAAUAUUUUGCAGGGCAACUUUAAGCCAGACUACUAUUUGAAACAUAUUCAGAAGGACCUGAGGCUGGCUAUUUCAAUGGGUGACACGGCCAACCAUCCGACUCCAAUGGCUGCAGCUGCCAAUGAGGUUUACAAGAGGGCUAAGGCACUGGACCAGUCAGACAAUGAUAUUUCUGCAGUCUAUCGAGCAUAUAUCCACUAGAGCGAGCUGUGAUCUCUCCUCUGGACCACACAGUCUUUGAUCCCUUAUUUUUUCUUCCAUGUCAUGUAUCAGGUGUUUUUAUUUUAAAUUGUACAGGUUUUAUUCCCCUUUUUUCCUAGGUGCCAGCCAUGUUUGCUGUCCACAAUUCAUGAGAUGGUAAACCUUAAGCAAAGCACUGACUGUACUGAAGGUAAAUAGGCUGUGAGAGUGCUGUAACAAGAUUGAACUUGUGCAUCACUGCAAUUUGCUGCAGGACAAGUUUAUGUUGUUUCUGAUAACUAAAAAGUAAUAGGAUUUGUUCAGUGUGUUUGGUAAGGAUAUUUGGUCUUGUGCCACUGUGAAGAGUAGAGGGAAUGACUCUUUGCUGUCAAAUUUAAUGGCAGCAAAAACUUUUUGUUUGUGUAAAAUAUUGACAGGUUUAUUUAAUUGAGUUUGAUCUUUUCUUUUAAUGUCCAGAAUUCUACAAAAAAAAAACACCUGGAACCUGCCACUGCAUUGCCUUAAUAAUGAACGCCCCUUGAGUCUUUCAGUAACAAAUGUAUUUAUUUGUGUUCCUAGGUCUAUUUGGCAACAUUUGGCAUAGCUUCUUUCUAUAUUCUGUUGUAUUCUAUCUGUAUUAUGUUGAUUUAUGGUUUUAUGUUGAUGUUAAUGAUCUUUCUCAAACAGGUUAAGAAAAUAACAGUUGUAUUGAGGCCUUAAAAUGCAGUAAUUAUAAGUUUUUGUCAACAGUACUUGAGAUUAUUACAUUUAAUACCCUUCAACUUGUGCUUGGAAGAGUUCUCAUUUCCAAAUUAUAAUUUUUAAAUGUUUUUCUGAAAUGAGAUGACUCCCAUUUUUUUAAUGUUUUAUUUUAACUGGAGGAAACAAGCGCAAUUGUCAAUUGUUUUAUAUUCUGAUAGUCAUACAUACAAGUUGUGUCUGGGUUUUGGAGGGGAAUUUUAGACCACCAACUGCAGGAUUGAAACAAGACUGAAAAGUUUUAGAUAGUUAAUAUAGCAGGAGAGGGUCUAUUACAUGACUGAAACUGUAAGCUGUUAAAAGAAUACAUGUAGUUUGAAUUAUCAAUUAACUCAAAUGCAAUAUCUGUCAAGCCUUUAUAUGUUCACAACUCACUUAAGGGAAAGCAUUUUGUUGCAUUUAUUUAUUUACCUAGCCAUUGAUUGGAACUAAAUGGUAACAUGGAUUCUUUAUAUUAUUUAUUCUUUAGUUGGCCCAAAAUAGAUAUUAGUUGACAUUCGGAGAGGGGCAGUAGCUGGUCACAUGACAGGAAGGUGUAAAGAUAACCUUAUUGCAAUCUGGAACCUGAGAGAUAAUAUUCCAGGAAAAGUUAUCGACUACCAGUUAUGACAUUUUUUCAUGUAUCUUUGGUGAUAUACUAGAAAUAUCAUUUAAAUCUUGGAAUUUAUAGCUGAUGAUGAUAUGAUGACAAUGAUACUGUGAAAAAAUGUCCCCACAUCAUUGUCUACCAUAGGGCUCUAACAAGUUUAUUUUCAGAUUUAAAAUGUCCUGCUUACAUAUCUUGCAGAACAUUUUUAAAUUGCCAAUACUUGGGAAUACGAUCAAAAUCAUACAUUUUGUUUGGGAAGGGGAUUUUUUAUCCCUCAGAUGUUGAUGUUUGUAUAUGCCUAAUAAGUCAGCACCAGCCAGGCUCUUCUUGGAUCAAUGUAAUUUUAAGUCUAACCAGGUCAAAAGGGAUGGAUGCAUUUGCAGGUCUUCUCAGAAAAUACCCAAGUGGAUUCAGUUGGACACUUAAAAUAUGUGGUAUACCGUCAAUGCAAAAUAAACUGUUGACCAUAAAAAGCUCUAUUACUGCAAUGUUGUAGUGUGUCGGCUCAACUGCCACAAUCUAAUAUCUGAGCUCUAUACAAUGUAAAACACCUUAAAAGAAAUGAAAAUGUAUGAUUGGUAUAUUUUGUUAACUUGUGGGGCAGUUUUUGAUAUGGGCCCAUUAAGAACUCUACUACCUAGUUGAAAUGAUUUUGCAGAUGCAAAAGACAAUGCCAAAAAAACAUGGCAAUAAAUACUCAACUUAAGGUAUUAUGUACCAUAGAGUAUGAAACAGCAAGUUCUUACAUUGGAGUCCUGAAAGAAGCACAAAUUGACCAAGACAGCUUUAAUCUGUUGUUGCUUGUUAAGAAUGCUUUUUAUUUCACCACUGAAACUGCCCAUCAAACAUAGAAUACAAUUAAAGUCUGUGGUGUUUGGCUAAUCAAACUUGCAAAAUAAGUUUUGUUUCAGGUCCUGCAUCCAUGUUUUAAGAUGUGUAAUAUUUUUUUUAAAUUAGAUUUCACCAACUUUAUCGGGCAGGAAUGUGGGUUUGAUAGUUCAGCACCAAUCCAUCCCAGCUGAUGACAGGAAAUAACUGUACAAUUGGAUAAUUAAGAUGCACUUGAAGGAGAAAAUGUUGAUUAAAUGCCUCCAAAGAUCAAGAAAGUGCCCCCUCUUUCACCACCUUUGAUAGACUUAAACAUGAGCAAGUUGUAGCAACAAGGCCUGCUGUUCUUUUACUAGGUCUUAUGCAAUGUGAAAUUAAAUUGUAAAAUCUUUAGGACUUGUAAAAUUGUAAUCAACUACUUAAACAAAAAAAUCUGAUGUUUUAAGUUCACGUUUUUUUAAACAGUACUUCAAAUAAAUUUGCUUCUCAUACAACAGAAUCAUUUGAUGCAUGUUGAGAAUCCAUUGUCCCAUGUCAUGUUUGCCAAACAGGUUUUUUUUGUAUUUGAUUUAGGUUCCCCUUACACAUUAGUGUAAAGAACUGUUUAUAGAUGACAGAUGUAAAUAGUACUUUAGUUUAAGUAGGGUUUUUUUAUAUCUACAAGAACUUGGAUUUAUGAAAGCAGGAAACCUUUGACAAACUAACAUCUGAUGUCUUAAUUCUGUAGGUGCCCUUGAAGUGUUAAUGGUUUAAUAUUUGGCUCAUAACCUGGUUUAUAUCAUUGAAAUGACAAGGAGUUGGAUUCUGUCAAUGGAAGGAGAGUGAAACUUGUUUGAAAGAUAUUUAUGAUUUUGUGUACAUGUUGGAAUAUCAAGACUUUUGUGCUGUUAAAUAAAUUCUUUCCUGAUUCCUGACAAA
Molecule: messenger RNA, 4644 nt
Organism: Cheilinus undulatus (humphead wrasse)
Lineage: Eukaryota; Metazoa; Chordata; Actinopteri; Labriformes; Labridae
Gene: glyr1
Product: glyoxylate reductase 1 homolog (Arabidopsis)
Exons: 16
Coding region: 48-1571 (507 amino acids)
Molecular function (GO): oxidoreductase activity, acting on the CH-OH group of donors, NAD or NADP as acceptor; NADP binding; NAD binding
Source: RefSeq, a predicted model, not a curated record